This is a messenger RNA of Caenorhabditis elegans, 4119 nucleotides long. It is a transcript of the gene spat-2, whose product is annotated as Protein lilliputian. The coding region runs from base 39 to 2936 and encodes 965 amino acids. The record is from RefSeq and is marked reviewed. Lineage: Eukaryota; Metazoa; Nematoda; Chromadorea; Rhabditida; Rhabditidae. The transcript has 16 exons.
CUUUACAGAAGACGCCUUCGAAAAACUUGGGCAGGUUGAUGAGAAGUGGUGGAACCGCACCAACUUAUCACGAUCGAAAGGAGAACGUCAUCGGUGACACUAUUGCAGACAGAUUUGAGACUCGAAUCGGAGAGGAAGUCGAACAGCUGGACGGGGACACAUUUGAGCUGUUCCUCAAGAAUAUUCACGCGAAUCGAAUUAACUAUCUGCCGGAGGAACCAUCAACAUCAUCUGCUACAGCUGCUGGUGAAGGGGAAUCGACAGAAAAUCAUAUCUCAAUAAUGGGUCUUGUCGAUGAGGCGAAAAAGCGUCUGAACGCGGAAAUCACCGAGCAGCAUAAUCGGAAUACGGCAAAUGCGAAAACUUCCGUCAAAUUCGACGAGGUUAUCGAUUUCAUCGAUGAUGGCGAGGAAGUGAUCGAAAAACCACCACCGCCGGCCGUUCGUGUCAUCACAAAACCACCACACAAUAUGACAUUGCCAAUUUGUGGAAAUCCUGUCACUGAUUAUGAUAAAAUCAAUGAAAUGAAUGGACUUGACGGCGAGAAUCACAUGUUCAAACCGGAGCAACUGCUGGAUCCAUUUUCACGAAUGGAAAUGGGACAAAUGGCACAAGCGGUCGACGAUCUUGAUUUGGAAAAAGUGGAGAAAAGUCAGAAGAAUUACAAGUGUAAUGAGCAAGAACAACUCGAUUGGCUCAUGGAGAGACGGCUCAUUGAAUUCAAAAAAUAUAAUGUUCUGGGACCAGCAUCAAAAGGCGAAUUCUCGGCAUUCAUGGAAAGCCUAUCGACACCAGUUAUCUCAUGUGAUGUGGGUGUCACGAAUCCUCUCUCCGCUCCAAAUUAUUCAACAUUUCAAUGCCUGACACCAAAUGGUCGACUACUUCCAGCAGUUCCACGAAAGUAUCCAUCACAAUCAGAGCCACCACCGAGAAGCCGUCCGGCUCCACAGAAGCCUCCGAUUACGAUAAUGCUUCAGUCGAACUCACGGCUCACGGCCAAUAAUACAAUUACUCCACCAUCGUCAGCUUCAACAUCGCCUCCGCCACCGGAUCCGGAAAAUCAGAAGAAGAAGAAGAAGCUCAAAAAGGCUGAUGAGUCUGAAGAUCACGAAGAAGCCGAGGAGGAAGAGGAUAAGGAAAAUGAGAUUAGUGUCGAGGAACGAGAGGCUCGACGUGCGAAAAAUCGAAAAAUACGGGAGAAAAAGGCCAGAAAGAAGGCCGCUCAGGAGGCCAGACAGGCUGCCGAGGAGGCCCGGCAGGCCGAACAUUUGCAACGAGAGGAGAGGAUUCUGGCGAACAGCGUUGUGAGGAUGGCCUUGCAAGAAGGGCUACCACCACCACAAGAGGAAUCGCCGAAAAAUCGUCCAAAUGGCCGCCGAUCGAUUGGAACACAGGGUGGAAAGCAUAAGAAGAAUGAGAAAGGUGUCAGUCAGGAGUAUACUGUCAAGGAAAAUGGACGAAGGUUUUUAGAUAUGUCUGAUCUCUAUUGUAGUGGAGAGGAUUCACAAAAUCUGUCGAAGAUCCUGAAAGAUCUUGGGAUCAACGAUAUCUCGGAGCUGAGCGAGAAUCCGGGUAAAAAGAACAAAAAAGGAGUGGCGGGAGCUGCUGGUUCAGGAAAGAAGAACAGUAAGCAGCAACAAGUGAAGCGGGAGCAACCACAAAAAGAAGUUGCACGAGCACCGCCUGCCGACAACGAACCGAUUGUAGCAGAAGAGGAAGAGGAGAAGAGUGAUAAGAAAAUGGAUGAGGUUGCCGUCGCUGCCUCUAUCACUUCCAGAAAACGUUCAUCAUCUGGUGCCGCACAACAAUCAGAAGAGGACGACGAUCAAUCAUACGUAUCGGCACAGGAAAAUCUUGGAGGAUCCAACAGUCGUCUUUCUACACCACCGACCGAAUUCGCAGACGCCCGUCAAUCUCGUGAUGAAGCGAUUGAGAAUGUGAUGGCUGAUCCGAAUAACUACAGAGAUGACGAUGAUGUGGAAACACUUGCAAAACAGUUACAACAGGAAGAAGACGAGUUUAUCACAGUUGGAAAGAAUCGAAAAAAGAAUAAGAAGCAAUCGUCUGUACAGGAUAAUGGAUCAUCUUCAUCGUCGGCUUCAUCUUCAGCUUCACCAUCCAAUCGUCGUAAUACACUUCCAGAUGCUCGUGCUUCAUCUGCAAUUGGAUAUGCUUCAUCAUCAUCUACUGCAACACCGGCAACUCCUCAGUCUCAGCAACAACAGCAUUUCCAGAGAAAUCGCCCGGCUGCUCAUUCGACAACUCUUGCCGAUUUCAUUGAUUCCACCAAAAAGGAGACACAUAAGAAUGUGAAGCACAAGAAGAUUAGUGCCGGAGCCGGAGCACACCACAAGAAGCAUGAAUCGAUGGAAGAGCCCGUCUUUUUGGAUGCUCCUGAGACAAUUUCUGUUAAUACGGCGCCAGGAUUCUCGUACGCGGACGCUGCGAAGAAGACAUCAGGAGAAAAUUCACCAGAAAUGUCUCCAAUUCCACCACCACCACCAGCAUCCACAGCUUCUGCUGAGCCAAUUGUUGAGAAGAAGCCGUUGAGAGAAGGUUCCAGUGGAGGAGCUGUACAGCUUCCACCGUCGACUCUUGCCGCUUCGGAUAUUUCGUUUGGAUAUGAGGAGACGCCAGAAGACAAACGAAAGCGUCUUCAAAAGGAAUCAAAAAGUGUCACAUCUCCACCACCACCAACACAAAAAGCUCCUCCGCCGCCGCCAACUCGAAUGAACGGUGACGAUUUGUUGAGAUCAUUCACCACACAAGAUGGAAAUGGUGGAAAUCGUCUUGCCGGACUUCAGGAAAUGCCAAAAACUUGGUCAAGUGAAUCAAAUGUUCUUGGAACAGAGAUACUUGCCAAUUGGAAACCUCAAUGGGAAAAAUUUAUGAAUACUGGAGCCAAGCCCAUCACAUUCGUCCCAAAGAAGAAAUAAACGUCUAAUGAAUCAAUCGAGAAUUCUAUCGUUGAUUUUGUUUUUUUGUUUGUUAUUAAUUAUAAUUCCUCUCUCCAAUCAUAAUCAUCAUCACCGCUCAAUCAUUUUUAUAUAUGAAUUGAAAUAUUUUUAGUUCUUCCUUCACUUUUGCCUUUUUUUUUUGUCCCAUUGCUUUCCCCUCAUUCAAAAAUAUUCAAAUUUGACCCCUUCCAUCCAAUUCUGAAAAUCUUUCCCCCACACAACAACUCUCUCUCCAAAAAACAAAAAAUCUCUCUUCUCCUUACGUAAUUCUGGUAUAAUUUCCCUGUUAUCAUGUGUUCCUCUUCGAAAUGUUGCGAGUUUUUUUUCUUCCAUUUUUUUGCCCCCAAGAAUUCCCCAAUUUUGUGAAAUAUUCCCCCUUUUCCCCCGGAAAUUUUUAAUUUAAAAUUUGGCGAUUUUAAUCGAAUUUUCAGGCAAAAUUUGUUAGAAAAUUGAGAUUUUUGCGGAUUUUACAUUUUUUUUUUUUAGUUCAUUUUCAGCUGAAAUUAUCAAAAAUUUCGAGUUUUUAGCCAAAAUUCACAAAUUUUCAUACGAUCAUCCACUAUUUUCUAAGAAAUUCUGAAAUUUGGUAGAUUUUAUUUUUGAGUUUUUAGCCAUUUUUCAACCAAAAUUUGGGAAUAAUCUGCAAAAAUCUGAAUUUUCAAACAAUUCUAAUAAAAUUUCAAGCUAAAAUUAUUAAAAUUUUCCAACUUUUUUUCCUGAAAAUUUCAAAAAAUGUGAUUUUUUUUCAAAAAUUUCCCAAAAUUUCAACAAAUUCAUUUUCAAAAUGUUGAAAAUGAAAUAUAUAUAUAUCGGGUCCCCCGUUCUCUGUUUAAGUCACAAUUUUCAUAUCUCUCCCGAUUUUUAAAUAUCUUUGUGAUGUCUCACACACAUAAGCCCCGCCCCCGUUUUUAAGCACCGCCCAUUUCAUUGCCUUUCUCCGCCCCCCGUUUUCUACAAUUUUUCCCCGUUAAAUUAUACUCCGCCCCUUUCCUGCACACAUUUCGACUUCAAUAUUCAUAUUAUUAUUAUUUUCAAUCCCAAUUUUUUCUUUACUUAAAAUUUUCGUGUUGACUCCGCCCCACCGCCCCCAAAUUGUCUGUUUGUUUAGAAAAAGCCCCCGUUUAUAUGAUUUUCCGCUUUGGAAUAAUAAAAGUGGACGUUU